This is a messenger RNA of Hyaena hyaena (striped hyena), 2464 nucleotides long. RefSeq names its product CD276 molecule (gene CD276). Bases 458 to 2080 code for a protein of 540 amino acids. The record is from RefSeq and is a predicted model, not a curated record. Lineage: Eukaryota; Metazoa; Chordata; Mammalia; Carnivora; Hyaenidae. The transcript has 11 exons.
CCGGGCUGCCUUUCCGGGCCCGCGGCUUCCUCCAGCCCGCCCCGCCCCUCGGCCUCGCGGGGCCGCCCCCGACCCCGAACUCGGGCCCGGCCUCGCGGCAGCGGCGGCGGCGGCGGCGGCGGCGACUCCACGGCGCUCCGCCGCGUCCCCGCGUCCCCCCCGCGUCCCGAGAGCCGGCGCGGCGCGAACCUUCAGUGGCUCCCAGUGGCCUUCAGGAUAAACUUCAGAACUCUCAGCUUAUCUCUACGUCCAGCUCCAGCCUCAGCCCUUCCUCUCCCCACCAGCUGUUGUCUGGAGCCAAAGUGAUCUGCGCACAUUCUUGCCCUGGGCCGGCCAGCCUUGCCCCUACUUGCCACCUUGCCUGUCUUCCUGUUCAUAUCAACAUCUUAGUUCUGGAAGGGCAGGGGCAGCCUUCCACUACGGAGAGCCCAGCUGUCAGCUGCUGCCUCUCGGGAAGAUGCUGUGUCGCGGGGCCAGCACGGGUGUGGGUGCCCGUGUGCGUUUGGCCACAGCCCUGGCAGUGCUGUGGUUCUGCAUCACAGGCGCCGUGGAGGUCCAGGUCCCCGAAGACCCCGUGGUGGCCCUGGUGGGCACCGACGCCACCCUGCGCUGCUCCUUCUCACCCGAGCCCGGCUUCAGCCUGGCGCAGCUCAACCUCAUCUGGCAGCUGACGGACACCAAGCAGCUGGUGCACAGCUUCGCCGAGGGCCGGGACCAGGGCAGCGCCUAUGCCAACCGCACGGCGCUCUUCCCCGACCUGCUGGCUCAGGGCAACGCGUCCCUGAGGCUGCAGCGAGUGCGCGUGGCCGACGAGGGCAGCUUCACCUGCUUUGUGAGCAUCCGGGACUUCGGCAGCGCGGCAGUCAGCCUGCAGGUGGCGGCUCCCUACUCGAAGCCCAGCAUGACCCUGGAGCCCAACAAGGACCUGCGGCCUGGGGACACGGUGACCAUCACGUGCUCCAGCUACCGGGGCUACCCGGAGGCCGAGGUGUUCUGGCAGGACGGGCAGGGUGCGCCCCUGGCCGGCAGCGUGAACGUGACCACGUCGCAGAUGGCCAACGAGCAGGGCUUGUUCGACGUGCGCAGCGUCCUGAGGGUGGUGCUGGGCGCCAACGGCACGUACAGCUGCCUGGUGCGCAACCCCGUGCUGCAGCAGGACGCUCGCGGCUCCGUCACCAUCACGCCGCAUAGAAGCCCCACAGGCGCCGUGGAGGUCCAGGUCCCCGAAGACCCCGUGGUGGCCCUGGUGGGCACCGACGCCACCCUGCGCUGCUCCUUCUCACCCGAGCCCGGCUUCAGCCUGGCGCAGCUCAACCUCAUCUGGCAGCUGACGGACACCAAGCAGCUGGUGCACAGCUUCGCCGAGGGCCGGGACCAGGGCAGCGCCUAUGCCAACCGCACGGCGCUCUUCCCCGACCUGCUGGCUCAGGGCAACGCGUCCCUGAGGCUGCAGCGAGUGCGCGUGGCCGACGAGGGCAGCUUCACCUGCUUUGUGAGCAUCCGGGACUUCGGCAGCGCGGCAGUCAGCCUGCAGGUGGCGGCUCCCUACUCGAAGCCCAGCAUGACCCUGGAGCCCAACAAGGACCUGCGGCCUGGGGACACGGUGACCAUCACGUGCUCCAGCUACCGGGGCUACCCGGAGGCCGAGGUGUUCUGGCAGGACGGGCAGGGUGCGCCCCUGGCCGGCAACGUGAACGUGACCACGUCGCAGAUGGCCAACGAGCAGGGCUUGUUCGACGUGCGCAGCGUCCUGAGGGUGGUGCUGGGCGCCAACGGCACGUACAGCUGCCUGGUGCGCAACCCCGUGCUGCAGCAGGACGCUCACGGCUCCGUCACCAUCACAGGGCAGCCCAUGACAUUCCCUCCCGAGGCCCUGUGGGUGACCGUGGGGCUGUCUGUCUGUCUUGUCGCUCUGCUGGUGGCCCUGGCCUUCGUGUGCUGGAGAAAGAUCAAACAGAGCUGUGAGGAGGAGAACGCAGGUGCUGAGGACCAGGACGGGGAUGGAGAAGGAUCCAAAACGGCCCUGCGGCCUCUGAAACACUCUGAAAGCAAAGAAGAUGAUGGACAAGAAAUAGCCUGACCGCGAGCACCAAGGAGCUGCCGCCUCCACCUGGGGGCUCCCACCUCUGGCCCCACUGGAGCCUCAGUGUGAGCCCUGCCUCCGACAGGUGCCUCCACUCUGGCAGGUCCUGCUCGUUCUCCAAAGGACAGAGAGACCACCCCGCAGCCUUACUUCUCCGAUGGACGUGAUUCCCAAGUCAUCCUGCUGCCUUAUUUCUCCCAUGACAUGAUACGUAAAUCAUCGUACUGUCAUUUCUUACGGACACGAUACAAAGACCACCCCACCACCUUAUCUCUCCAACGGCUAUGCUGCACGGACCAUCUGGCUGCCUUUAUGCCCCAAAGGACUCAAUAUUCAGACGGAUCCUCUGCCUUAUUUCUCCAAAGACAGGAUACACAGUCA